Penicilliopsis zonata CBS 506.65 is the source of this 1905-nucleotide messenger RNA. RefSeq lists its product as hypothetical. Bases 1 to 1905 code for a protein of 634 amino acids. The transcript is spliced from 6 exons. Gene Ontology annotation, molecular function: sequence-specific DNA binding; zinc ion binding; DNA-binding transcription factor activity, RNA polymerase II-specific. Gene Ontology annotation, biological process: positive regulation of transcription by RNA polymerase II; DNA-templated transcription. The record is from RefSeq and is a predicted model, not a curated record. Lineage: Eukaryota; Fungi; Ascomycota; Eurotiomycetes; Eurotiales; Aspergillaceae.
AUGGCUUCUUCAUCGGUCGCCCGAGCGGAGAAUUCCUGUCGACGCUGCCAUCGCCGGAAGAAACGCUGCGAUAAGACUCUCCCCCAGUGCGACGCCUGUCGGCACGCUCAGGUUGCCUGCAGCUUCCUCGACGACCACGCCCAGGUCGCUUCGUUUCCCAUUGCAUACGUUCGUGGUCUCGAACUGCGCGUCAAGGAAUUAGAACAGCAACUGGCCGACCGACCGUCGUCAGACAACGGCGAUCUCGUCUCAAUCUGGCCUGAAAAUCCAGCAGUAGGAAAUACCAGAGUUGAGAACAACAGUCCGAUUCACCAGCAAGAAAAUCCGUCACCAGUGUCAAGACCACGCUCCAGACAAGGCACCGAGUCGCUCGCCGAAGAGCUCAAGGUCUUGUCGCUCGAGGCAACUGCAGACCGCCAUCUAGGGCCGUCGUCCGGCAUUUCCUUUGCCAAACUCACUCAGGCGGUGCUGCGACGCUUGUCGCCAGGCCGUGAAGCCUUUGUGUUUGAAGAUGGAGCGGACGAGGACGAGACGGUUGAGCAGCAGCAGAGGGCCAUGACUGAUCUCUGGCCGGACGUCGGUUCGUCCUUGUUGAAUAUUGAUCCGGCUCUGAUAUCGCCGCUGGUAGACGCGUACAAGGACCCGGUCGAUAUCUCGUUGCUAGACGCCUCGCACAUCAGCUAUCUGCUGGAAUUCUACUUUGCCCACUCGCACACUCUCUACCCCAUCAUCCGACAGACCGAGUUCACCUCUGUUCUGUGGCGGCUGUAUGCAGAUCCCCUGGAUCCUCUGGCGCAGUCGCCGCUGUGGCAGUUUCGCAUCUGGAUGGUCUUGGCUAUCGGGUCGACCGCCUACUCCUCUGUCACUCUCGUCGACGAGUCCGAGUCGGUGCAAUUCUUCCAAAAGGCCAUGACCUAUUUUGAAGCUGUCAUGGGAUGUGGCUAUCUGGCUGGCUUGGAAGCCUUGAUGCUUCAAGUUUCAUACUCCUUCUUCAACAAGAUAGGACCAAAUACUUGGUUCCUGGUCGGCCUGGCGGCGAGGAUGGCUAUCGGUAUGGGCCUGCAUACCGCGGACACGUACAGAUCUCUUGCUAUCGAUGUGGCAGAGUAUCAGAAGCGCCUGUUUUUUUCGUUGUAUAUGAUGGAUCGAGUUGUUUCUAUGGCUUUGGGUCGUCCGUUUGCGAUACACGAUGACGAUAUUAAUGUCGAGCCAUUUUCAACUGCCGACGACGAGCAUAUCAAACCAGAGGGCAUCACCCUGCGGUCCUCCCUCGAACCGUCAAGGAUGGCGGUCCCGCUUCACAUUCUAGAUUUGCGCAAGAUUGCCAGCGAUAUUGGAAGCCAUGUCCAUUCGAUCAAGAGGGGUGAUCGCCUGCAAACCGCCGCAGAGAAGGAGGAAACAAUCCAGGCGCUGCACCGACGGUUGAUCGAAUGGAGACGGAGCAUGCCUUUCCCCUUACCGGAUCUUCAGUCCAACGUACCUCACCUGUGCACGAACUGGUUCGAUCUGAACUAUUAUACCCAUCUCAUCAUGCUCUAUCGUCCCUCAUCGCUCUGCCCGACGCUAGAUCUCCACAAGGUCAAGAUCCUGGCCGAGGCGUCCGCCAUGGCCAUCCGCCAAGCCAUCACCAUGCAUCGGCAGCACCGCUUUUCCUACAACUGGUUGAAUCUCUUUGGUGUCUUCAAUUCGGCCCUCUCCCUCAUGUACGCCACCACAUCCCAGCCGGACCAUCUGGCUCUAGUCCUGGACCGCACCAAGGCCAUUGCAGAUCUCCAGCUUGUCAUCGAACUCCUCGACACGUUUGCCAAGAAGUUUCCAUCUGCAAAGCGUAUCCGACGCAUGGUGCAGGAUGUCGUCGCAAAGCUGCAACUGUACGCGGUGGAGCAUAACGGCAGGACAAACUAA